Molecule: messenger RNA, 12745 nt
Organism: Ostrea edulis (European flat oyster)
Lineage: Eukaryota; Metazoa; Mollusca; Bivalvia; Ostreida; Ostreidae
Product: piggyBac transposable element-derived protein 4-like
Exons: 2
Coding region: 1230-2921 (563 amino acids)
Source: RefSeq, a predicted model, not a curated record
GUGGGGACAAAGAGACGAAAAGUAAAAAAGUAUUUUAUCAAGAAACCGGAAGUAGUCGUUUUGACUACCGACGGGGUCAAUAUUCUUUUGACAUUUUGAAAGAGACUUAAUAAACUAGUAUAAGUUUCAAUUUACAAAAAAAAGUUUGAAAUUUACGAUUAUUUCAAUCACUUCCGGUGAUGACAGGAAGUGACGGUCGACAUGCUCAACACCCUAUUGCAUGCUUACAAACAGAGAUUGAUCAUCCCUGAAUAUUUGAUGAACCUAUCUUUUACCCUUUCCAAGAAAAAUGCUGGACAAAAUCUCGUUUGAGAAACAGAAAAUCGGCCAUACUUUCCUACCGGAAGUGAAUUUUGGAAAAACAAAAAUAACCACAGCAAAGUCAUUUCAUAAGACAUUAUUCCUGAAAAUUUCAAGAAAAUCUAUCCAGCCAUCUCUGAGAAAUCACUUGAAGAAAUCGGAAAAUUGUCAUUUUUUUCAAAUACUUCCGGUAUAGAGCGGAAGUGACGGACGAAAAAAUUGAAAGUAUGUGUACAAUGGCCUAACGCUAGUUGAUCAACCCUACAAGUUUCAAGUAUCUAUAUAUUUUCGUUAUUGAGAAACUGAAAAAACAAAGUUUGACUUUGUCCACCCCCUAUAUCACGACCGGAAGUGAAUUUUCGAAAAAUAUUUGACGUAACUCUAGACAUUUAUAGUGUCUACAAUAUAUGUUAAAUACAAGUCAAAUACUUGUUUAGUAAACGAGAUUUAAGGCAUUGAAAAAGGAGAAUUUGAAAAGUUUUUCCUUAAUUACCGGAAGUCGACGUUUCCACUUCCGGUGGGGUCAACGGUUUUCAAUACUCCAAAAGAGACCUGAUAAAGUGGUAUAGGUUUCGAUUCAACAACUACAACUUUAAUUUUUCGAUUUUUUUUAUCACUUCCGGUGACGACAGGAAGUGACGGCGGACGUGCUUAACCCGAUUCGGCUCGCCUCUCCUUAACCCUUUCGUGCUUAACCCGCCCAAAUCCGCCCCCGCCGGCAUGUGCUUAACCCGCCCGAAACCGGCCUUGUUUACCUGUGCUAUUUAAAGAGCAAAAGGUAUUGAUUGGCUAGCAAAAAUAGUUGCUGACGUUUACAUACGGGUUUGUCAUACAGGACAUUCGGAUUUUUUCUAGGUUUUACAUUAUAUUCAGUUAACUAUUAAUAGAAAUUCAGAAUAUUCCGAAGGUAAUUUUAGCGUGGGUUGAAAAUGGCGUCGGAGAUAUCGAGUGAUAGUGAGUUUGAUGGUUUUGAUGAAGAACAAGUGUUAUCUGCGGUAGAAAAGGACAGGGAAAUACAAGAAAGAGUUCGGAGAAUAGUUGACAAUGAAUCAGAUGUGGAUGUUUCUGAAGAAGAAAGCGAGGAUUCGGCAGAAAGUUCCGACGAAGACGAGAUGUGCGGCGAUAUUUACAUGCGAAAUGUGAAUCGUGAUUGGGAUCACGAACUUUCAGAGGUGAAUAUACCAGCGUUUGAGGAAGAAACUGGAGUGCAAAAUCGUCUGAAUCCAGAUGCAAGGCCUAUCGACUAUUUCUUCAGGUUUUUACCUCAAGUUUUCUUUGAAAAUCUUGCAACGGAAACAAACAGAUACGCUACCCAGAAAGGACCUGAUCCAAGAUGGAGUCCAACAAAUGCAAACGAGAUGCGUGCAUUUGUGAGUAUUAACAUUUUCAUGGGUGUUCGACAAUUACCAUGCAUUAGUAAUUAUUGGAGUACUGAUGAACGCUUUUCUGACCCAUUCAUUGCAUCAAUCAUGCCGAAAACUCGUUUCGUGAAAAUAAACCAGUAUUUACACCUGAGGGAUACAUCAAAUACACCUGGACGAAACGAUCCUGCUUAUGACCCGCUGUUCAAAGUAAGAAAUCUUAUCGAUGUCAUCCAGCCGAAAUUAAGAGAAACUUACAAACCAGGAAAAAACCUCUCCGUUGAUGAAGGAAUGAUUGGAUUCAAGGGGAGGUUGCAUUUUAGACAAUACAUGCCAGCAAAACCAACGAAGUGGGGGAUCAAGGUAUGGCAAAUAUGUGAGUCGGACACUGGUUACUGUUGUGGUUUUGACAUUUAUACGGGGAAAAAACCAGGAGGAAGACAGCAUGGUCUAGGAUAUGAUGUUGUAUGGAAUUUAUCAAAACAUUAUCACCAUCAAAACAGACAUCUGUACUUUGAUCGAUUCUUUUCUUCUGUUACUCUUGCUGAGCACCUGGAGCUCGUGGGGACUUAUGUGUGUGGUACUAUAGUGGCAAAUCGAAAAGGACUCCCUGAUAAUGUGAAGAAGGCAAAAUUGAAGAAUCGAGGAGACAUCAUACAGAUGCAGAAAGGAAAUCUGAUAGCUACUUCUUUCAAAGACAAGCGCCAGAUCACAUUUCUGUCAUCAUUUGCACCACCACACCUGGAUGAAAACACAGGAAAACCACAUGUCAACAUCCUCUACAAUAAACACAUGGGUGGUGUGGAUAAAUUUGACCAGAUGGCCUCAUACUAUCCUGUUGGAAGACCAGGAACAAAGUGGUGGAGGUACAUACUUUGGUACAUUGUCAAUUUAUCAAUUUUGAAUGCCUGGGUUUUAUAUCAGAAGUCGGAGAAGAAUCCCCCACCUCAGAAAGGAUAUGACCAUCUAGGAUUCCGAAUGGACGUUGCGGAUCAGUUGCGCGCUGGAUUUACCUCCAGGAAACACAGGAUUGGCAGAAAGGCAAAGAACUGCAACAAGAAAAUUGCAAUUCAAUCCAUCAAUCACCACGAACUCGUGAAAAUAGACGGUAGGAAGAAAAUGUGUCGCGAAUGUUCCCUACACAACCGCAAGACUUUAUCUGGACGUCCAGUGGAAACUACAUUCAAAUGUGGAUUUUGUGAUCUUCCUCUCUGCAGAAAUGGAUGUUUCACGUCCUUCCAUGAAAGAAACUUAAAUUAGUGUCAUGUAAUGACAGCAAUAUUUAAUUUUGUGGCUUUUAAACAUUUUUUACCUGUGUUUACCUGAUUUCGCUAGUACAGGUGUUGUUUGACUUACUUACUAGACAUGUACAUAGUUUCAUUAUACUUAUAUAUAUUUGCUAAAUUACACUUUUAUUGAAAGAAAUUGAUUGUUAAAUUCUAUGCUUUCUUUUUUUAAUGUCCUUUUUGUACCUAAUAAAUUACCUGAAUAUUUUGCAGCUUAUAAUCAUGGCAUCAAUAAAAAAACAUCACAAUAUAUCCUUGUUUAUUUUUUCAGUACCUCAUUGGUAUACUGUUGCUUGAGUGAACAAAACAUUGGAAUUAUAUCUGUUUUAUUGAAUUUUUUCCUUGAUUGGGAUUUUUACCUGAAAAUUACCUGGAAAAUGAUGACAUAGACAGAAAAUAAAAGUCACAUUCCAAAGAGUAGAGUCAACAUUAUAUUUGGGUGAAAUUUCAUGGCAUUACAUUGAUUAAUGAAAAAGUUAUGAAAUUAAGAAAAUGAAGGAAGAAUUUUCAUAAAAACUUAAGAAUUAAUUGAGAUUCUCUGUGCUAUGAAUUGUAUAGAAAUGUAGUCACGAAAGGGUUAAGGUCUAUCACUCCUGUAAGUUUGGUAUCUUAAUCUUUUACCGUUUCUGAGAUCUCACGCGGACAAAAUAUUUUUGAAAAAAAACGGAAAUCGGACACAUCUGACGAACGGAAGUGAAUUUCAAAAAAAUAAAAAAAAGUCUGGAGGUAUUUAUAUUUUCUAUCAUCCCUGAAAAUUUCAAGAAAAUCCAUCCAGCCAUCUCUGAGAAAUCUUCAGUGAAAAAAAAAAGAAUAAUAAAAAGAACUAGAAAUGAUCUCGUUGCAAGCAACAAAUAGGUCUUCCGUCCAAUUUCUGACGAGAUAGGACCUUGACUGGAAGAAUUCAAUUAGUGAAUUAGUGAAGAACGACUAUACAUGAAAGAAAUAAACACAUACAUGUAAGACGUGGUUUAUCAAUUGUAAACAAUUUCGGUUUUGUUUCAUUCACUUUCAAGUAUCUCGGUAGUCCAUAAAACGACUAAAAAUUUCAAUUGAACCACGUAGGAACCCACACUAAAAAUUUCCAUAAAACAUACUGAGUGUUUGGACAACUUCUGGUUUCGAACAACCAACUUCCGGUGGAAAUGAUAUCAUUUAUUACACUCUAUUAAAUAAUUUUAUGAGGAUUAGAAUUUAAAAAAUGAAAUAUUAUAUAUUUUUAUGGUACUUCCGGCGGAUGACGGAAGUGACCGCAAGAAAGUUGAAACACGUAUGUCACAUCUACGAGUCACUAUCUAACUUUCCUGAAACCUUCAAGACUCAAUCUUUGAGUAUUUAUGAGAAAACACUUGGAGAAAAAAAGCUGGAAAUCGUACAUAUUUAACGAACGGAAGUAAAUUUUGAAAAAAACAACAAUAAUUCACUAUACUCUGAAGAUGGAUAAUGUCAAUUAUAUAUUUGAAAAUCACAAAAACACUUGCUUUUUUCUCUAAAAACCGGAAGUUGCUGGUUAAACUUCCGGUAAGACAAACAUUUUCUGAAAUGCCACAAGAGACCUAAUUAAUCUAUACAAGUCACCAUCUAUAAGUUGUUGGUUAAACUUCCGGUAAAUGUAACAUUUUUUGAAACACCGAAAGAGACCGAAUUAAUCUGUGCAAGUUUUAUUUCAAAAGCAUCAUUUUGAAAUUUGACGUUUCUUUUAUUCACUUCCGGUGACGGACGGAAGUGACGGAUGGCAAUGAUAAACCUUAUUACAGAGCUACAAGUCACCAUCUAUCAUCCCUAAAAGUUUGAAGACUCAAUCUUUAACCAUUUAUGAGAAAACGCCCGGACAAAAUGUCAUUUGAAAAACGGAAAUACAGCCGUAACUUGCGACCGGAAGUGAUUUUAGCAAAACCAAAAAAAGACCGUUCUAGACAAUCCUAUUUUACAUCUUUCCUGAAAGUUUCAUGAAAAUCUAUCCAACCGUUUUUGAGAAAUCGCGUGCAGAAAAUCGGUAAGAAAAAGAACAAUAAUAAUAAUAAUAAUAAUAGAGGAAAAGAAACAUAAGAAUCACUAUAAGGUCUUCCGUUGAGACGGAAGACCUUAAUAAUAAUAAACAGUAGAAUCACUAUAAGGUCUUCCGUCUGGAACGGAAGACCUUAAUAAGAAACAGAGUAAAAACAAUAUGUUCCCAAACUUUGUUUGGGGAACAUAAUAAUCGUGAGUUUUAGUUAUCGUUCGUGGAAGUUUCAUAAACACCGCUAGAUGGCACACCGUAACUUAAGAACUCUGGUGCAUGAAAAUGGCGGCGAUUCAAAAAUUAAAUAGAGUCUUGCAAUGGAGAUGUGUAGUGUCGGUCACUACGCUGACAGUUUAUGCGUGCCAUAUGGUGCAAACCCCAAAGAAAAGGGAUUGACUUUACUUGGAGAGUGUACCAGAGAUAUUAAACACCAUCUGAAGUCGCAAAUAAACAUAGCACAGGACACCAGACGAACGUCAAAGCAGCAGCCAACACCGAGGGACAUCUCAUUGCGGGACGUAUUGGGUUAUUUCGGUAAAUUGAUAUAAAAAAUAUAUUAGAAUGGAAAUCAUAUCAUUGUUUUUUUAAAGACGGAUGAAAUGUAUGAAGCAAUCUUGAUAUUUAUAUUAUGAACACAUUGAAACAAACACACCUGACAUACUAGCUGCAAUAAUGUAGCCCUCUGUUUUUUUUUUGUUUUUUUUUAGGGAGAGGGCUACAACUCCUUAGGAUCUCCGUAAUGGUGCAAAUGCGGGAGUGAUUCACUCGACCCUCAACAUUUGCGCUCAUUCUAAACAUUUCCUGAAUUUCUUUACGUAAAUAAAAUGAUAUUCUAUGUUUCUUUAAGUCAAUGUGUAAAUUUACAACCUGCAACUUUAGGUUUGUGAGGCUCUAUUCUACCGUUUUCAACAAUUUCGAUAAAUUCCAAUUUCUCGAUUCAUAUUUGUGCGCCAUGUUUGAUGUACUGAAGUUUCAACUUCCGAUUGUCAAGUCAUUUGCAUAUGCCAUAUAAGGUAGUAUUUACAUCAAUGGACAAGUAUGGAGGCGAAAGCUAUUUCGUCGGUAUUGAAAAGGUUUGAAUUUAAUAUCAAGUUAAAAACCGAACAGUAAAGUGUAAAUUCUUUCUGCAACAAUAUGAUUUUCCUUUCUUUGUCGAAGUGGCUCGAGUAACUACAUUUUCGCGCUGAUUGUCAAUGUUUAGGUUUUUCAUUAGAUCCACCUACGAGAUCUUGCGAUAACAAGCAUGGCGGAGCAGACGAAGAAUUUUGCAUGCUGUACAUUAUAUUUAAUGAAAAACACCUUUAUUAAACAUGCCCGAUAACAAAGUUGGUACUCCUUUUGGUGUAAACAAAAUUUGGGACUAAUACACAGAGUUUAUUAUCGGUUAUUCAUAAAAUUAUUUUGCACCAUUACGGAGAUCCUAUGGAAUUGUAGCCCUAUCCCGAAAACGUCAGAAUUAAAAAAAUUGGAUAGGGCUACAUUAUUGCAGCUACUGACAUACAUACACUGAUCAAUGCAGUACCCCAAGAAAUAGAAACAUAUGAGUACAUGUACAGUAUAACAGCGGAUCUAAAUACAUCGAGAUCACACGUCAGUCACCAGUUUUAUAUGUAAAGAUCUGUAAUGUAAACAACAAUCACUGAGCUUAGCGAAAGCUCAGUAAUUGUUGUUUACAUUGUAAACCUUUACAGAAAAAUUUCCGACUCCUGUAGUUGAACUAUAAGUAGAAUUCAAUUUGAUUUAGAUGGAGUUUCAGAAUGUGAUAUAAAUGUUAAACAAUUGUGCGCCACACGCUUGCACUUCGCUGGAAGCCAUUUCUCACGUUGAAUUAAGGUUUGUGAUAUAAAAUUGUAACUUUCCGAAGGUUUUAAUGAAAUUAAAUUAAUUUUUUCAUCAAAUAAUUAAUGAAUGCAUAUUCAUUUCUGUGCGAAUGUUUAAAAAUAUAGCAUAAACUUAAUAGUAAGUAAUUUGAUUUAAUUUAAUUAACAUAAAAACUCAAUAGCUAAUUUUAUAUAAAUAUAUGCACUAGGAAGGAAAGGUAACCCAAGCUGCAAGUCAACAUGAAAAGGAAAGAUAACUCACGCUACAGUGAAGUUUAAAAAAAAUAUACCUGUUUACCUCAUCAAAAUAUUUUUUUAUUAUUAUUAUUAAUUUACUCUCUCUCUCUCUCUCUCUCUCUCCCUCUCUCUCAUGUAGAAACUAUCAAUUUUUCAGAUAUUUUUUUUUUGCCCAUAUAUAGUGGUUGCCACUAUACAGGUGUGAACAUUUAGAACAAAAGAUUACCAAUAGAAUAUUAUACAAAAGUACACAUAAUUAAGUGACAACUUUAAAUUGGGUUUAUGAUGAUGAUAGUGAUAAAAUAAAACCAACAAUUUUACAUACAGGUAACAUUUACUGUACAACUACUAUGAGCAUACAUGUAUGACACCCUGUGUUUAAAAUGUGUACUGUCAAUUUACAAACCAGGUUCUUUUUUAUACAUUCCGUAACUAGGUAUGGAAAUCAUUAGAUAUGAAUAAAAUGUUUAAUUUCAAUCAUUUUUAAAACCCAGUGAACUUUGAAAAUUCACAUCAGCUGAACAAUGGCAGGCCAAUGUGACUCAAGUGAGUGAUGUGGCGCAUGGGCCUCUUGUUUAAAUUUAAGGGUGGGGUUGUUGUUGCUGUUAAGGAUCAUUUGUAACAGUCCCGUUACAAUUAUAACUACUUUCACAAGUAUUUGAAAUACAGUGAAACUUCUCUAAACCAGCCGGCUCUCGGACCGGAAAAAACGGCCGGUUUAGAGGGAUGGCCGGUAUACCGAGAAUUUAGCAAUUAUAGACAUUUUAUCUCAAUAUUCACAAAGUAGGUACUGUUCACCUUGAUCUGGUGAUCUAUGAUCAAUUAUCAGUGGAGAUUAAAUUAGUCCGCUUGUACCUAAAGAUAAUUAUGAAUUACAAGAAAUAUUCUCGCUGAAAUCAUCUAAUUUUAAACUGAAAAUCCAGAACAGGAUACAUAAAGAAAACACAGAGGCCUAUUAUCGGAAUUCGUCUUACCUAUAAAAACUCUGUUUACAUUCAUCGCUUAUGUCAUUAACAAUUUUGUUUUGACGUUUUUAAAAAGUACAGUAGUAAAUACGAAAUUGUAAUUUGAAUAUUUCUUUGGAAUUUUAAGUCUAUGGAAACCAAGAAAAUUAAUCUAUCUUUUAAUAAUUAUCAUUAACAGUCAUGGGUUUGUUCUUUUAUUAACUGCCGCUUAUAUCCAUACGAAAGUAUGGUGAAACAAUAUGGCGUUUGAUAGGGUAUUCAUUCAAUAAUUUCCCAACUGUGUUUUACAUUUUGUACAGAAUUUGGAAGGGUCUCUUGGAUUAGCUAAGUGUCAAUUAACACCCUUGACAGCACAGGUAAACAAUAGAAAUUAAAGAGGCCACUAGUGUUUUUCACACCUCCAAUGGAUAAUUUCAUACCUGGCCAGUCAUACCAGGUCAGUCAAUUUGCACACCUGGAUGAUCUUAAUUAACCUUUGGCCAAGAUUUUCUUGUCUUCAAAAAGUGGCUGGUAUGUUAAGGGUAAAUUACACGUUUGUUAACAAAUGUACUUUAAAAAGUGGCCGAUGUCCGGUUUUCAGGGGUGGCCGGUUUUGUAAGACUUUCUUUGUAAGGAAAUGUUAAGAUUUCUGCCGGGACUUUGAAAAUCGGCCGAUAUUCAGGGAGAACCAGUAUUCUGAGGGGCCGGUUUGGAGAAGUUUCACUGUACAUAUAUACCCUUUCUUUCAGACAAUGAGGGACAGUCAAGAGUCUUACUCCCAAUCAGUAUCACAGAAUUCUAAUUGGAGUGAAGACCAUGAGUUAGAUUUAACGGAUGUAAAUCAGAUUCUACAACUCACAACAAAAGGCACAUCUAGUCCCCUUAGAAGCCAACUUCGACAUAAUGUGGCAGACGUCCAUUCCAGAACAUCUCAUUCCUCUUAAAUUUUGAAAAUACAUAGAUAUUUUUGUUGCGGACACUACAGGUUAUCAUAUAUUACAUAUCUAAAAUAUUGUCAAUUAUUUUAAAAUCAAUGUUGAUAAAUGUUUCUUGAUCGACUAAUUCAUGUGCCAUAGGAUCAACUCUGGAAAAUUAGAUAUCAAAAGUUGUAGAAUGUGGGGUUUUUUGAGAUGGGAAUUACCAUAUAACAUUGACCAUUAAAAUUUUUUUGCUAUACAUUGUUAUGCAGUUUCAAAAAAUAUUGAUGGUGUCACAGAUGUUCAUUCUAUUAAACAUGUUCUAAGGAAUGAUUUUAUAGAGUAAAUUUCAUAAAUUAAAGAAUUUACUGAGGACUCUUGUUUGUUUUCUCUCAGAUUUUAUAUUGUUGCGGACACUACAAAUAUACCGAAGUGUUUCUGAUUGAAUCCAUAUUUGAUUUGAAUGAAGUAAAUUAAAAACCUUAAACUCUAACUCAUACAUGCCAACUUUCCCGAUUUGUGCGGGAUUUUCCCGAUUUGAAGCAGUUGAAAAGGCAAAUCCCGAUAUCCCGAUCGGGAUUGCAAAAAUACCCCGAAAUCCCGAUUUUCUAAAAAAUAUCUCCCAUUUUACGACAACAAACCCCCAUUUCCAACCGGAAUUUGAAAUCCCGCGUCAUUUCUGAACUGGCCAAUCAGAAAUCGGGACAAUAGUCAGCCAUUGCUGUUUACCUGUGUCGCAUGGUAUCGGAGUGAUGUAAUUUACUUUGUCUGCCCGUGUCGGGGUGCUAAUAUUAGACAGUGCGAAGCAUGUUUUGAUAGUAAUUAAUCGGGAAGACGGAUUUCAAAUUGACAUAUCCUUUACACAAACGUGAAUGGCAAUGAUAAUAGUGUCACCACCAAACAAUCGGACAUUCCUGAUUUUUGCCUCUCGCUGACAGCAUCCAAAAUAUGCAAUAUUAAAGAUGUCAUGGGUGCAAAGGUUUUGUUCGCAAACUUCAUAGCAGGGCAGAUCACUCCUUUUCUGGUUGCAAUGCAGAUUGUUCCACCAGACUCUGCAAGCCCAUGAAAUUGUUUACAGACAAGCAAGAUCGCCUUUGUAGUCGUACCUAAAUGCAUGUGCUUUAAUUUAAAUUUUGAUAUAUAGACCAGCCAAUGUAUAUAUGGUGUAAAAGGAUGUAACUUUAAGUAUUAUUUGAUAAUAUGUAUGUGAUUUGUUGGAGAGGAUUUUUUGCUGAAUAGAUGAUUUUAAUAAAAUACUUAUCUAUAUCUUUCAAAGUUUUUUUUUUUUAUAUAGUUUUGUUAAAGUUAAUGGUCAAACAUACUUGAUGUAUGAUACAUGUAUAAUGAUUAGAUUGAUAUUUUAUUUGAAAAGACAAAUAUUUAUUUUCAUGGUAAAAUGUCGUGAAUUUUGAGCGUUGAAAAAAGGUCGUCGCGCGCAAAAUCCCCCAUGGCGAUUUUCAAAAGUUGGCAUGUAUGCUAACUUGUUUUCUAUGUUAGUGAAUGGUAUAAUAUGAUGGGAAAAUUUUUUAAAAAGGGGGAGGGGGCUAGAAUGAUGCUUUUGGAAAUAAUACCUAUAUAUCAAUUAUAAAGUGUAUACAUACAAGUUUGAAGUGUCAUCUUUCAAACUAACCAUUUGUUUUUUUAAAAUAAAGUUAUCCAACUUUAUAAUCAAAAUAACAGAAUAUUAGAGAUGUUUUAUUAUAUUCACUUAUUUCAGAAAUUUUGUAAUGAAAUAAAAGUGAAAUGAUAAUUAAUGCUGUUGUAGACACUGAAAGUACUGUAGAUAAAUUUAUGAACAAACUUGAACUUGGAACUAAAUGUUGAUUGCAAAAUAAUGGGGGGGGGGAUCAACCUCAUCUUUCUCCUUGUCCAUAGCUAUGAUCUGAAAAUUAUGUUUAUGUUUGUCACAAAUAACAUUUCUUUCUCUGCCCUUUUUGGUUUUAAUUCUUUCCUUUUUAAAGUUGUUCUUUUCUUUCCAAUAUUUUGUGUUCACCUUUUCUUGCAUUUCCUUUUCAAUUUCAACCUUUUCUUUCUCUCAAGAUUUCUUUCUGUCCGUAUUUUUUUUUUAUUCAUGUAAUCUCUUUUUUCCAAUUGUGGCAAGAAAUUGGGGAUUGUUUUUAAUACCAUCCCCCCUCUCUCUCUCUCUCUCUCUUUCUCUCUUUCUCAUUUUCCUUAUUUUUCUUUCUUUAGCUUCACUUUUUUUAAAAUUUCACCCUAUUUCUUCUAUCUUCUCCCUUGAUUUCAUUAACCUCUCUGAGUUAUAUGUAUACACUAGAUGUUAUGGGUGUAAAUUCCGAAUUUGAACAUAUAUUUUCACAAUAUUUUAAUCCAUUACAUACUUGAAUUAUAGUUAUCAUAAAGAUAAAUCAUAAUACAUUUUCUUGAAAAAAUCUAUGAAAUCAAAAAGUCGUUGCGGACUCUACAGGGUUGCGGAUUCUACAAAACACAAUAUAUCUGCCAGAAAACUUAGCAAUAAUGAACUCGAGUCUGUUUCUUUGGUAGAUACAUUAGUAACUGUAUUGCCUCUUACCAGUAAGAGUAUAGAAAUAUAAGUCAUCAGACAUUCCAAAAUAUGCACAUGUUGCUGACACUACAGAAUUUUGGGACAUUUUUAUGCCAGUUAGAGAAAAAUGCGUCAUUUUUUUCAAGUUUUGAAUAAUCCACUCAAACUUUUCUAUAAUGUUUCAUUUAGUAUUCAACUCAUUUUUCAAAGCAAAACAAAAGUUGAAAUAAUGACGAAUUAACUUGUAGUUUUUUUUACUUGUAAGUUUAAACAUAGGAAUUUUAUAAAAUUGCAUAAUGUACAAGCAUUUUCAAAUUUUUAAACAUUAUUUCGCUAAUAUUUUUUCGAUUUAAAUACAGUAAAUUGCACGUAAAAGUGGAAUAAUUUAUCAUUGAUCUGGUUUUUAUUACCAAAAGCCUCUUCUAUAAAUCUCUUUGAACAAAAACUUGAAAAUAAAGCCAUUUUUUAGCUGCAACAGCAUAACACACAAAAUACCCCAUUUCUUCAGUAAUACAUCUUGAAUAUUAUUUUUAAAUAGAACAUGGGAGUGUUAUAUAUCAUUGGAUUUGUUAAAGGUACCAUUUGGUCAAUAUUUGGUCAUAUUUUUUAUGGAUUUAAUCAUAUAUCUUGAUGUAGAAUGCAUUAUAACAUUAGCAAGUAUGAAUUAUCACCAAUACUGUGAAAAUGGUGUUAAAAAUAUCCCCUACCCUUAAUGCAAUACUUAAUCUCUUUAGUGAAGUUUAUCAACUGCCUCUCAAUUCACAUGGGCUGUAUAGAAAAAAAAUCUUCGGGAGUGGGAACAUUCUUUUUCCAGGGAUAACAAGAGGUACUGUGAUCAAUGCUCACUAAGAAUACCCCCCGCUUACCCCAAUCUCCCAAAGGGUGUUGGUAAUAGGUAUAAACUACCUCUUUUCUGAGUGUAAAAAACAAAUGGCAUGACAAACCGAACCAUAUUGCUACUUCGAUGUCCAGUGCGCGUGACCUUUGACCUUUUGACCCCAAAAUCGAUAGGGAACAUCUUCAUCCCAUGGGUAGUCCAUAUGUAUGAUAUGGUGACGGUAGGUGGAAAGGAUAACGCUUUAGAGCCCGGAAACCAUAUUGCUACUUCGAUGUCCAGUGUGCUUGACCUUUGACCUUUUGACCCCAAAAUCGAUAGGGAACAUCUUCAUUCCAUGGGUAGUCCAUAUGUAUGAUAUGGUGACUGUAGGUGGAAAGGAUAACGCUUUAGAGCCCAGAAACCAUAUUGCUACUUCAAUGUCCAGUGCACUUGACCUUUGACCUUUUGACCCCAAAAUCGAUAGGGAACAUCUUCAUCCCAUGGGUAGUCCAUAUGUAUGAUAUGGUGACGGUAGGCGGAAAGGAUAAUGCUUUAGAGCCC